Fomitiporia mediterranea MF3/22 is the source of this 807-nucleotide messenger RNA. RefSeq lists its product as uncharacterized. The record is from RefSeq and is a predicted model, not a curated record. Bases 1 to 807 code for a protein of 268 amino acids. Lineage: Eukaryota; Fungi; Basidiomycota; Agaricomycetes; Hymenochaetales; Hymenochaetaceae. The transcript is spliced from 11 exons.
AUGUCAAAUCAUGAAAGAAGGGACAGCAACGCCCCAAAGCCAGAACAAAGAAGAGAUAGCUCGCCGAAUCUCCUGGACAGAAUGAAAGAAGACAAGUUUGAGAGUGAUGGACCAGGCAAGUCAAUUCAGAAGUCAAUGUUUAAAGAUCCUGCAGCACCUGAUGGAGGCAAUAAAUAUGCAGGUGCCAUCUAUAAGAAGGGUGAAAAAGACAAGAUCCGGUUGGGAGGAUCUAAGAAAUUUGUGAAAGGAAAGACAAAGGUAGAAGUAGAGACUAUGUUGAAAAGAGAAAUCGAACACAUGAUAAAUUUUGUAUCAACAAAUGCUAGAAAAGACGAAAACAGGCAGUGUUGGGAAUGGGCAUUACAAAAUUUUGGGAGCAUUGCAAACAAAGCCAUCAUCAUAAUAGAAAGGGUAGUACAGCAGGUCAAGGACAAGGGAGAGACAAUACACAUCAAGAACACAGAAGAGGUAGCAGCACACCAAAGCCAGAGCAGAGAAAAGACAAGAAGAGAUUAUUCACCAAAUCCUUUUGAAAGAAUAGUAGAAGACAAGUUUGACACAAAUGAAAUAAGUACAUUAGUUGAAGACUAUAAUAAGGCAGUGACAAUAUCUGCAAAAAUGUACAAAGAUCCAGUAGCUACUGUUGAAGAGAAGAAGUAUACUAUUAUUGUUUACAAAAAGCAAAAUAAAGACAAAAUCCUAAGAGGUGGGUUUAUGAGGUGUGUAAAAGGAAAGACAAAAGCAGAAGCAGAAGCUUUAGCUAAGAGAGAACUUGACAACAUGAUUAAGGAUGCUCAAGACCAUUAA